Molecule: messenger RNA, 3358 nt
Organism: Eleginops maclovinus (Patagonian blennie)
Lineage: Eukaryota; Metazoa; Chordata; Actinopteri; Perciformes; Eleginopidae
Gene: slc22a31
Product: solute carrier family 22 member 31
Exons: 9
Coding region: 3-1889 (628 amino acids)
Biological process (GO): transmembrane transport
Cellular component (GO): membrane
Molecular function (GO): transmembrane transporter activity
Source: RefSeq, a predicted model, not a curated record
CCAUGGCCAGAGAUCAGUCGGUCACCUCAAGCACUCCUUCUCCAAUGGAUUAUGAGACAAGCAUUUUCCCUCACAUCGGCGGCUAUGGACGCUACAACCGUCUCGUGGUGCUUUUCAGCUGGUUCCCCAACUUUGCGGUCAUGUUGAAUCUAUUUAGCGAUGUUUUCUUCACUCACAUCCCGGAAUCGUAUCACUGCAAACCCGACCCGCAGCUUCUUCCCUCCACUUUCCUCCCCAGCAACUUCUCCAGACAGGGGUACCUGAACCUCACCAUCCCCUGGGUGAAUGGCAGCGGCCUCAGCCACUGUGAACUCUUUAAGUACCCAUCAAAUACCUCAGACUUUUCCGAAAAAGUGCACAGGGAGACGGUGUCCUGCACCCUAGGGUGGGAGUACGCCCAUGUAGCGGGGCUUCAAAGCAACUUUGUCACUGAGUGGAACCUGGUUUGCAGCGACUACUGGAAAAUCCCACUGCAGCACAUCUGCUUCAUGACAGGAUGGAUUCUGGGAUACAUCCUCCUUGGUACAUUGUGCGACUGGCUGGGGCGUCGGCGGUGCUUCCUGCUCUCCAUCAGUCUGUCCAGUCUGUUGGGGGUGGUGGUGUGUCUGUCCAGCAGCGCCGUGGUGUUCCUGCUGCUGCGGCUCUCUCAGGGCGUCAUGCUCGCCGGGGUGUUUGUGUCCUCGUAUAUUUCCAGGUUGGAGCUGUGUGACCCUCCCAAUCGUCUGAUGGUCGCCAUGAUCAGCAGCUUCUUUGCCGUGAUCGCAGAGCUGCUGUUGCCGGGUAUCGCUGUCCUGUGCCGCGAUUGGCCCGUUCUUCAGGCCGUGGCCACUGUGCCUCAGCUGCUGCUGCUUUCGUAUUGGUGCUGUGUGUCGGUGUUUCCUGAGUCUCCUCGCUGGCUGCUGGCCACAGCUCAGAUCCCUCAGCUGAAGAGGAGUCUCCAGGAGUUCUCCACCAGAAACGGAGUUUGUUUGCAAGAUGAAAUCUACCCUGGUGAAACCCUGCUGUCAGAGAUAGAUACAACUUACGGUGAAGAUUGUCAACCAAGGUACUUCUCAUUUUUGGAGCUGCGUCGAACCCGUGUUAUCUGGAAGAACUGCCUCAUCCUUAGCUUCACACUGUUCAUUGGAACUGGCGUUCAGUACUGUUUCACGAGGAACCUGCACAGACAUUCCUCCAACUUCUACUUCAGCUACUUCCUUCGAGUGAUGACCGGCGCUCUGGCCUGCGUCUUCAUCUGCGUGUCCGUCAAUCAUUUUGGUCGGCGGGGUAUGCUUCUGCUCUCUGCCAUCAUCACCGGACUGUCCUCGCUGCUGCUGCUCGCCCUCACUCAGUAUCUGCGAGGAGGCCUGGUGUUGGUGCUCUCUGUCGUGGGGCUGCUGUUCUCUCAGGCUCUCGCCAUGCUCAGUGUGUUGUUUGCUUGUGAGGUGAUGCCCACAGUGGUUCGAGGUGGUUGCCUCGGCCUGGUGCUGGCAGCGGGCUGUGUUGGCAUGGCCGCCUCCUCCCUGAUGGAGCUCCAGAACAACGGGGGCUAUUUUCUCCACCAUGUCAUCUUCGCCUCCUUCGCCGUCCUCUCUGUUCUCUGCAUAAUGCUCCUGCCUGAAAGCAAGCGGAAGCCGCUCCCAGACUCCCUGAAGGAGGGCGAGAGCCAACGACGGCCUCCUCUCCUCCUGUCCCGGCCCGACAGAGACAACCUGCCAUUACUGAGCACCCGGCCCCCUCUGUCAGAGUACAACCCUGAUAACUAUUCCCGCCUGGUCUCUGCCACCAGGAAGAUGUUGACUAAAGAUAGUUUGCCUUACAGGAUCGCUGUGCCGAUGCAAAACUCUCUGCUGCCAGAGAGUGAAACGCAGAAGCAAGAAAAUGAAACUCUGAAAGAGGUCAUGUCUUAACUCCUCAUCACUCCUUCGUACAGACUCGGACUAUACCUCCUCCUUCUUCUAGACACACCUCCAGGGACAGUCUACCAGCAUGCUUCAUUUCAUUAAUGUCCAAGUCACUUGCUGGUCAUUACUCCCCUGAAGAGCUGACCCCGGCUCGGAUGCAGUGCACUUUAGAGCGACGGCUCCGAGCAUGUACAUGUUUUGGACUCUUUUGUUACAUUUGACUAUUAGAGAUGUUAAGAAUAAACAAUGGCCUUCUUCAGCAGCUUACGUUUUUUUACAUUAGCCUUAAAAAUGCUGUUGCUCGUCCGUCUGUAGGCUUACAAAUUGAAUUGCCGGACACUAUUUCCCCCAGAGAAGCUCGCUCAACCGUGAGCCGGCUGGUAAUCAUGUGAGCAGCAGUGCUUUGUCCAUUUAUCAGCGACUCAUGCUCUUUUCGUUAACUCCAUCAAUGUCCUUGACCAGCAGUGCCUCAGUGCUGAGCGGAUCCCGAGGACACACAAGACACGUUCACUGUCUUUGUGGAGUCUUGUUAUACUUGUGAAGCACACAAGGGGGAACUAAAUGAUGCACUGGUUAUUGAAUCUGAUGAAAGAGUCAAAGGAUGUGAAUCUGAUGGGGUUUUUUGUAUUCUUACUGUCACAACCUACUUUGUUAAUCUAAAUAUGUCCCUUGGAAGUGUUUGGGAAAAUGUCUGUGCAGGAAAAUACCACUAGAUACCAAUCAGGUGAUGAUGAAUUCCGUCUGUGGAUGAUUCGUUUGUCUGCUUUAUAAACCACUUCGUCUCAAAGUAUUAUUUAAAGGUGCUAUAUUUACCUUAUUUUUCUGUUAACACACUGAAUGUAGCUGAUGAAUCUGCAGAUGUGCUAACCUCUGUUGCUGGCAGCCGAAAAUGUGAAUAACCUUUUUGUUCUCAAAUGAUAUAAAUGGUAUCCUUUGGUUUCUUAUUAGUAAAAAAAAAGAAAGAAAUUGGUUUAACUAAAAAGCAGUAAAUGAAGGGCAUUCGAUUUUUUCAUAAUAAUGGAUACAACCUGAGUCAAUAUGUUUUUUAUGUACGUCAUGUUUAAGCACAUUACUAACAGGACACUGAGGGGCAUGUUAAUCCCAUGGUAUCCCUGGUAAAGUGAAACUAUUCUUUCAACAGCAUUACUUUAACUCUUCAAAGUUGCCAUGUUUGAUAGAAGAAAAACACACUACUUUGUUUGACAUUCAGGACUUGUGUAAUAGUUUACUUAAUGUAUCCGUACAGUUACGAGGUUUCUGUCAGUGAACACACAAAGAUGAUUUUGUUCCUCCAGUUGGUCAGAAAACUCGUUGUUUGUCUUUGUUUACAUCCUUUUUGCUUAUCAAUGUCCUAGCCAAGUGAAAACCUUAUAACCUUAACUAAAAAAUAUUCUCUUUUUCAUCCAUCAUGCCAUCAAGGCAAAUGUUCCGAUGUGUGUAAUGUGUAGGCCUAAAUGAAAUGGAAAACCUGCAAA